Molecule: messenger RNA, 8816 nt
Organism: Oryzias latipes (Japanese medaka)
Lineage: Eukaryota; Metazoa; Chordata; Actinopteri; Beloniformes; Adrianichthyidae
Gene: mink1
Product: misshapen-like kinase 1
Biological process (GO): protein phosphorylation
Cellular component (GO): cytosol
Molecular function (GO): ATP binding; protein kinase activity
Source: RefSeq, a predicted model, not a curated record
CACGAGGCCAAAACACUUGAGGAGUGCUGCGUUCAGCCAAUCGUCAGUACAGAACGACAGGACUACAACACGGCUGGAAGUGGGAGGAAGGACCGUACUAGGGUGGCAAAACAUGGCGAAAAAGCAAGUUUCGAUUUUACCUGCUGACUGAAACCCAACCAUUUGAUAGCAUCGCCAACUUAUAAAGAAAAAAAGAACUGGACGCAAGUAGAGCGACGUUUAACUUUAAGAAGUGGAGUGCUCCAGCCAGCAAGUACGGUGUCUGGGUGGAAAAAUAGUGCCUGCCUGUUCGUCUGUGUUUUCCCCGCAAGGUUGGCAGUGCCUAGGCGCGACUGUAAACAGAAAAUGGGCGAAGAGGGAAAGUUUUUUCCCCACCGUUCUUUUAAAAAACAAAAUACAACAUUCAAAAAAUAAUAAUUUAGCGUGUUAGCUUAGCUGUUAGCUGGCCCGUUGAGGUUGGAUGUGUUAACGGCGCUCACCUGAGUUUGGGAUUACUUCGCGCUUCCGCUAAAAUUAAGGAAUUAUUCAAGUUUGUAAAGUGCUGACGCAGGAAGCUGUGUCUUUUUGAACGAGGAUUUUAUUUUUAAGGAAAACCUAUUUAUUUUCAGAGCAGCAAAUGUUACGGCAGGAAUGACAGCUUGACGUUCGGUUCUGGUGCUGGACGGACCCGGACGCCAUCACAUCAGAUGAUCGCUCGCGCUGCGUCGCCUUCACGCUGAUUUUUUUUAACCUUAUAAUAAUAAUAAGCGUACUAACGAAGCCGCCAGCUGGGAUUUAGCACGAUUUUUUUCUCGACAUGGAUAGUUUUGACAAAUGAAACUCUGGUUGGGUUUUUCGGCAGGGAAUACGUCUUGUAAAAAAAAAACAAAAACAAACGCAGCAAGGUGUUUAACAACAGUGUAGGUCGGUGCACUGCGUGAAAACCUGUCUGUUCUAAUAUAUCUCUUAUGGCCGGCUAGCAGCGACGUUUUUAAUAUUUUUCGCAGGUUUUUGUAUUUUUAUUCUUUUUUAUUUUUUUACGACUGCAGAUCGCAGCGUUGGACCAUAAACAGUUGUGAGCUAGCCAGCUGGGUGCGACUGUGGUUUUCUGCGAUGGACUUAAUGCAAACGUUGCUCCGCAGCAGCUUCGGCACACUGCAAACUCAGUUUUCCCCAUUUAUGUAGAUUAACUCCGCAUAAUCUAUUAAACAGGUUCUUAAUUCCCCCUCCUUAGCUAUUCUGUUAUUCUUCUUCUUAUUAUUUUUUAGCUAACUUGUUAGCUAACGUCACAAGUUUUCGCCAACUAUGUCUGAAAACGCCCCCACACGAAGCCUGGAUGAAAUCGACCUCGCAGCUCUGCGGGAUCCUGCUGGGAUAUUUGAGCUGGUUGAGGUUGUUGGCAAUGGAACAUAUGGACAGGUGUACAAGGGUCGCCAUGUGAAGACCGGCCAGCUGGCCGCCAUCAAGGUGAUGGAUGUCACAGAGGAGGAGGAAGAGGAGAUCAAGGCAGAAAUAAACAUGCUGAAGAAAUACAGCCACCACCGCAACAUAGCCACAUACUAUGGUGCCUUUGUCAAGAAGAGUCCACCAGGACAUGACGACCAACUUUGGCUUGUGAUGGAAUUUUGUGGGGCGGGGUCAGUGACCGACCUUGUGAAAAACACUAAAGGCAGCUCCCUGAAGGAGGACUGGAUUGCUUACAUUUGCAGAGAGAUCUUGAGGGGCCUUUGUCACCUUCACAACCAUAAAGUGAUCCACAGAGACAUCAAAGGCCAAAAUGUUCUGCUAACAGAGAAUGCAGAGGUCAAGCUUGUUGAUUUUGGAGUGAGUGCUCAGUUGGACAGGACUGUUGGCCGCAGGAACACCUUCAUUGGGACUCCCUACUGGAUGGCUCCUGAGGUUAUUGCCUGCGAUGAGAACCCAGACUCUACCUACGACUUCAGGAGCGAUAUUUGGUCCUUGGGGAUAACAGCCAUUGAGAUGGCAGAAGGAGCACCUCCCUUGUGUGACAUGCACCCCAUGAGAGCCCUCUUUCUAAUUCCAAGGAACCCUCCUCCAAAACUUAAAUCAAAAAAAUGGUCCAAGAAGUUCAUCGACUUCAUAGAGGGCUGCCUUGUCAAGACGUACACCAGCCGGCCAUCUACUGAGCAGCUGCUCAAGCAUUCCUUCAUCAGGGACCAACCCACUGAGCGGCAGGUCCGAAUUCAGCUCAAGGAUCACAUCGAUCGCACACGCAAGAAGAGAGGGGAGAAGGAAGAGACAGAGUAUGAAUACAGUGGUAGUGAUGAAGAGGAUGAAAACCGUGGCGAUGAUAGAGAGUCCAGUUCAAUACUCAAUGUUCCCGGUGAAUCCACGCUGCGCCGGGACUUCCAGCGGCUGCAGCAGGAGAACAAAGAGCGCUCGGAGGCUCAUAAGAGGCAACAAGCUCAACUGGCAGCUCAGCGACGGGACACGGAGGAGCACAAGAGUAAACUCCUGCAUGACCGGCAAAAACGCAUCGAAGAGCAGAAGGAACAACGCCGUCGGCUCGAAGAACAACAGAGAAAGGAGCGAGAGAUGGUGAGGCAGCAAGAAAAAGGUCCCCAUCGGAGAAUUGACGAUAUGAGACGGGAGGAAGAUAGAAGGAUGGCUGAGAGGGAGCAGGAGUUUAUCAGACAUAAGUUAGAGGAAGAGCAGCGGCAGUUAGAAAUCCUACAGCAGCAGCUGCUUCAGGAGCAGGCACUGCUCAUGGAGUAUAAGCGCAAACAGCUGGAGGAGCAGCGCCAGUCAGAGCGGCUGCAGAGACAGCUGCAGCAGGAGCAUGCCUACCUGGUGUCUUUGCAACAGCAGCAGCAAGACAAGAAGCCCCAGCUUUACCACUACAACAAAAACUUGGAGCCAAACAACAAACCUAAUUGGGCCCGAGAGGUGGAGGAGCGGAGUAAACUCAACAGGCAGGGUUCACCCAAAAUCUGCACUACGGUCUCUGACACUAAUAUCCAGUCGCGUGCCGAUUCUAUCAGCCAAUCAGGAUCGGUUGCUCAGACACCACCCAUGCAGAGGCCAGUGGAACCUCAAGGGGGGCAGAGCAAGUUUCAGAUGGCUCAUUUGGUUCCUCUAAAGCCUUACGCUGCCCCUGUUCCUCGCUCUCAGUCCCUCUGUGACCAGCCCACUAAGAACAUGUCCGCAUUCCCCACUCAGGAUCCUUCCCUCCUCCCCAUACCUCGCCCCAACCACUCCAGAGAGCUUGUACGUCAGAACUCCGACCCCACCUCUGAAACCCCCGCACCACUUGCACAUCAGAUCAGGGAGGAACGUGGCCCUUGGAUUCGUUUGCCAGAUGUAGAGCUUCCUCCAAAGGUCCCUCAGAGGACAGCAUCCAUUGCUACAGCUCUUAAUGCCAACCUGACCUCUGGUAUUAGGCACCCGGUGAGAGCCAGCAAUCCAGAUCUCAGCCGUAAUGACCGUUGGGAGAGAGGCGACAGCAUGAGCAUCAUUUCCAAUCUGCCACAGACGGGCUCUCUGGAGAGGCAUCGCAUCCUCAGUUCUUCUAAGAUGGAUUCGCCCAUGCUUUCUCAUGAAAGCCGCCAUAGGCCAGGGGAAUCUCGAACUUCCUCUCGCCCUGGGCGCCCUGCUAGUUACAAGAGGGCUAUAGGGGAGGACCACGGCCUCUAUGCCAAGGAGCGUGCUGAAGAGCCCCCGAGGCCCCCAGUCAAGGCCAAUGAUUACUCCUCUUCCUCAGAGAGCAGUGAGAGUAGUGAAGAAAGCGAGAGCGGUGAAGGACCAGAGGAGGAAGAAAGUCCAACAGAUCGCCACAGAGACGCAGACACUGAUUCAGUCAACACCAUGGUUGUUCAUGAAGACGAGGCUGAGGGGGGAGAAGGAGAUCAAGCUGGAGGAUAUGGGGAUCAGACUAUGCUGGUGCAGAGAACCCCAGAGAAGAGGAAUCACAAUGGAUACACAAAUUUGCCAGAUGUGGUGCAGCCUUCCCAUUCCCCCACUGACUCAGCCUCUCACUCCUCUCCGGGGAAGGACUCAGUUUAUGACUAUCAGUCCAGAGGUUUGGUGAAAGCAUCAGGCAAGUCCUCCUUCACCACUUUUGUGGAUCUUGGCAUGUACCAAUCACCAGGAGAUACAGGGGAUACCAUGUCUAUCAGUGACUCCAGGUUCGAGCAGCUAAAGAUGGAGGUCAGGAAAGGAUCCAUGGUUAAUGUGAAUCCCACCAACACACGCCCCCCCAAUGACACACCAGAGAUCCGCAAAUACAAGAAGAAGUUCAACUCUGAGAUCCUGUGUGCCGCACUCUGGGGUGUAAAUUUGUUGGUGGGAACAGAAAACGGCUUGAAGCUGCUGGAUCGAAGCGGUCAAGGAAAAGUUUACCCGCUCAUCAACUCUCGCAGGUUCCAACAGAUGGACGUCCUGGAGGGCCUCAACCUUCUGAUCACCAUAUCUGGCAAGAAAAACAAGGUGCGUGUCUAUUACCUGGCCUGGCUAAGGAAUAAGAUCCUUCACAACGACCCUGAGGUUGAAAAAAAGCAGGGUUGGACCACUGUGGGGGAGAUGGAGGGCUGUGUACACUACAAAGUGGUGAAAUACGAGCGGAUCAAGUUCCUGGUGAUCGCUUUAAAGAACGCAGUGGAAGUGUAUGCCUGGGCUCCCAAACCUUAUCACAAAUUCAUGGCCUUUAAAUCUUUUGCAGAUCUGCCACACAGGCCUGUCCUGGUUGAUCUGACAGUGGAGGAAGGCCAGAGGUUGAAGGUCAUCUAUGGUUCUUGCGCUGGCUUCCACGCUAUUGAUGUGGACUCUGGAAACAAUUACGACAUUUACAUCCCAGUUCAUAUCCAAAGUCAGGUGAUCCCACACGCCAUCGUGUUCCUGCCCAACUCAGACGGCAUGGAGAUGCUGCUGUGCUACGAGGAUGAAGGUGUUUACGUCAACACGUACGGACGCAUCAUCAAGGAUGUGGUCCUGCAGUGGGGCGAGAUGCCCACCUCUGUUGCUCACAUCUGCUCGAACCAGAUCAUGGGUUGGGGGGAAAAGGCCAUUGAGAUCCGCUCUGUGGAGACUGGUCACCUGGACGGCGUCUUCAUGCACAAACGAGCUCAGAGGUUGAAGUUCCUUUGUGAGAGAAAUGAUAAGGUGUUUUUUGCCUCGGUGCGUUCAGGCGGCAGCAGCCAGGUGUACUUCAUGACUCUGAACAGAAACUGCAUCAUGAACUGGUGAAGGAACAGCUGCUCCGGUCUGGAGCCCAGCCGGGUCGGGAGGACCGAGUGCAUCUGAAUUUACGCAUGUGAACGCCGCUCUCCCUCUUUCUUCUAUAGCUCGCCCAACACACACACACACCUCUGAAUCCAUUCCAGCCAACACUCUUUAUGAUGCAGCUUCUCUCCCCGGAGUCCUCAUGAAACAUUGCUGAUGAGCUUAAAAUCUUAUGAACAUCCAUUACUUUGUACUGUGUGUACAUAAAUAAUAUAUAUACAUAUAUUCCUGCUUGGUUUACUUUUCUUUGUUAGACUUGUGUUCAGUCGUAACUAUUUAGUUUUCAAUUGUGAAGUCUGUUAACAUUCCACGACGGCUCGACAUUGCAUUUUGCCAAAGGCGUUCUUUACAAACACUGUAUGUUGAAAUGGCAAGUAGACGGCACCUCCGAGUUCGCCACUGUUUACAGGGACAUGAGGUCAAAAAAAAUAAGUACUGCUGGAACGCCCGUCUGCUGCAGGCUGCAGCCGCUCUGAGCGCAUUACUAAGGCUCAAUGUAAGGUCUUAGUAGACAUAUUACAAAUUGUGGAUGUGUCAUAAAAUGAUGUAAAAGUCCAGGUACUGUAGCUUGGUUUGUAUCUUUUCAGUUUCUAUCUAUCUAAACUGUAAGCUUCAGUCAUGCUUUCUAGUGUCUGACCUGAACGGACCCCUAAUCAGAGCAAACAGGUCUUCAUUCUAAGGAACCAAAAACACGGUUUCUGAAACUAGUCUGCAGUCACGUGAAUGAGCAGAGCAGACAGUAGUGAUUCUCGGCUUUGUCCCACAGGUUAGGCAAAACCAAAAACUGUCAGACUCGUAUCUAAACACAUUGCUUUCAUAGAUUUCUGAAACAUAGAAAUUUGAUAUUGUAUGUAGUGAUGACGUAUUUGCAAAAGCCUUCUGGCUGUCUUGAUUUUACUGUACUAGCAUUACGAGCACACAGAUACAUAUAUAAAAAUUUCCAACUGGUAGAGUCUUGAGGGAAGGCGUCUUGAUUUGAUGUGUGCAGUCAUGAGACGGUUGUUUUGAGAAAAAUGGCACACAGCGGUCAGCUCGACCUUUUUAGUUCAUAAACUAGCUUGUUACAUUUCUAUGUAAGAAUUGUCUGACCCUGGAAUGGCAGCAGAAACGCUCCCUCAAUGCUGCCAUUUGCAUUCUUCAGAAAGUCUAAGCUGGUAAGCUUUAAGUAGAUAACAGAGGAAGGCUGUAACUCAUCAGAGUCUUUAUCUUUUCCAUUCUGCCAAAGUUCACCAUAUAUUUUGCAAAUAAGUGAAAGUCGAGGCCAAAGGAAGAAGAGCAGAGGUGAUGAUCCCUUAGAUUAAUCAGAGCUUCUUUCUAGCUUUAUAAAUCCAAAACAUAAUUUGUUUGGGUGAUGGUAGAUUAGAUCAUUUGCUCUUUUGAGCUUCCUGUCACAUUAGAUUAUUUUAAAAAAAAUCGGAUACAAACGGUUGAACAAAACAAACAGAAAAAGGAAAGUUUCUGUCAUUUUACAAGUUUACAUGUAUUUUUGUCUCCAUGUUAAACAAAAAAAAACAUGUGAGAAUAAAAAAAAAAUUGUGAUUAGUGAUCAGUAGGUAGAGUAGAUCAAUAGAUAAAUCAAUAAAGCUUACGGAAAUAUCUUUUGCGUUAUCCAAAAUGUACUUUUUUUUUAAGUGGAGUUCAUCAAGAUUUUGUAGUCAGAAUUAUAAGUCGUACUUGGGCAUGGAAAGCACUUUCAUUUUAGCAAAACCACGUCGGUGUGCAUGUUAGACUUGGAUAUGACGAUGUCGUCGUGUGUGGAAGGUGGUGUUUCCCGUUGAGCGAAUGAAUAUCUGUUCCGUGCCAUGACCUUCAGUACAGGUUUCUGAAAAACAAUCCACUUUUUUUUAAGCAAUCUGCCAUGUUUACAGUCAAAGCAGUGCCUUGAAGUUGGGAAGCCGAGAGGUUUCAGGAAAGGUCAUGAGCCCCACCCCACCCCCGCCUCCUUUACCAACCCUUCAAAUGUCUAACUCAAACAAAAUGGCACAACCGUUCGCCCCCUUGUUGGGAUGAACAAUCGGUUAAGUGCACUUAAAUAAGAAACUAAUCUUCCCACGGAUGAGCUCUGAAAGACCAGAGCACGUGUCCCCUUAGAAAGUAGCAAUAACAGCGAUGAUGACGCGUCACUGUCAGCCUGGUGACAUGUUGACGAUCCUCUCACAGAAAAAAAGCCAUGUUUCCUGCGCGCAUUGAAUGAAACUGCGUGUGAUGCCUGCUCAGAUUAUACAGCUUCAUAGUGCACAGAUUAAAAUAAGUGCUUGUUCUUCAGUGGUGUUAAUUGUGUUAAUCUUGUGGUGGGGAGAGUAGUUAGAAAUAUUCUGAGAAGCCUAUUUUCUGAAAUUUGUAAAUGAGUCUAUAUUGAGAAAUCAAAGUGAAUGUACAUCUAUGACAGAUUUGUAUUUAUAUUAAAGUAUGUUCCACACCAAUAACCCAAGCACAAUGUUGAGGCUGAAGCGGGGUCAUGGAUUCUACACAUUUUAUUUUGCUCUUUUUUUUUUUUUAGCUUUAUUUGAUCAGCUGUCAAGCUCGUCGGGGUGAAAAUGAGCUGCUCUACGUGAGCGGGCAGUCCGCUGCUGUGUGGACAUGGACUGUCAGUGCAGCAAUCAGUCCUGUUGAAUCGGGUCUUUCACAUUCUCAGGUGAUCCUCAUGAAAGGGGUGAUGGAGCCUUUGAUCAAUUAGUUAUGUCUGACAGGCUUUGCAACUAGAAACAGGAUGAAAUUUGUGAAGCUGAUCUACAAACUAACCAUCAUCUUGGAGGAAAAUCACAGUCAAACCAUAGAUUGAAAUUAAAUUAAGGUGAAUACUAUAAUAUAGACCAAAAGAUGAGUUUUAUGGAAGAAUAAAGUAUAGAAAUUAUAGCAUAUUUUUCUUUCAGGUUCAUCCCAAAUUGCAGGAAUUUAUAUUCUUUGCUUAAGAGAUAUAGAUUUCCCUCAAAGCACCUUUAGUGCAGUUCUGUUUUUUGCAGAAAAACUGCCCUAAGCCAUGGCAACAGUUGAGUGGCUGUAAUCUCACCUGUCAGUCCAUCAUCAGUGAAGGGACGCUGUUGGGUUGCAGGCUUACAGCUUUGCGCUGUGAAGAAAGACGAUGUUUUAGUUUCAUAAGCAAUACAAGCAUUUGAACAAAUCAAGAGCCGCGCUCUGUGUACGACAGCGUUGGCAGGUAGUGGCUUUGGUGGAGAAAUGUAGGCCGGUUGGUGUGACUUUAGUUCUCUUAAUCAUCAAAAAAACAUGUGCUUUUAAAGUGAAAUCUCAAUCUGCCUUCAUAAUCUGUAUGAAAUGACCGAUGGAUGACUUGUCACGAGGCACUUUUCUGUCACAGCUUAUACUCUAGUCUGGUUUAAAUGGUCUAGCAGCUAUAGCUAGAAGUGAAGCAGAUCGAAACUUUUUUUUUUUUUUGGAUCUGUAGGCAGAAAUAAAACAUCUUUUAUUUCCUUAGAAAGUUUUGUUUUUUAUUCUUCUUUAAUAGUUUUACAAUGUUUUCACGUGCGGGCCUGUCUGUGUUACUUGUGAAGUUUAACUCCAGAUUGUAUUUCAUAAACUUUAAACUUUUAAAAGAUUGUUGAAUGAAUUCAUGUCUUAAUAAAGAUUGUUUGAAAAAUAAA